CUGCGUCUGGCUCUGCAGGUACAUGCUACUCAUAAAUUGGGCAAGAAGAGCCAUGUGAAAUACUUUUAACAUACUGAACAACAUUUCCAGAAAGGGAUGCACCUGAGGGCAAAACACCGGAACAGAAACGAUAGGUUCCAUUCCUUUUCGGAUUGUUUUUAUUGAUACUCCGCUGUAAUAGCGUAUCUCGUUUUGGUUUCCUGCAGCAGACAGUUUUUUGGCCGGUGAGGAGUUUGAACUUGAAUACAGGGUUGGAAGUUGGAGACGUUGCAUAUACAUUUUUUAUCGUAACGUACAAUGUAACAUAUUACUUAAUUUACUUUUGUUCACAAACAUUCUCGGUUCACAACUGACUGUAGUGUUUAUGAAUUAGCCGCCGGCGUCAUCGAGAAGAAAUGUGUUUACAAAACGUUCAGACUUAAAAUUCUACUGUUACCGUUCACAUUCUUUCUGGCCAAUUCAGGCGACAUAGUGCAGAGGAUCAAAAUGAAAUUGAAAGAGCUCGAGAGUUGCCUUCAACAAGUAGACGUCUUUGAGGAACCAAAAAUUCUUCUUGAACAGUAUCCAACAAGCCCACAUAUUGCAGCAUGUAUGCUUUACACGAUCCAUAACACUUAUGAUGACAUCGAGGGCAAGUUAGUUGCAGAUUUGGGAUCUGGAUGUGGCGUUCUCAGUAUUGGGGCAGCAGUCCUCGGCGCAGGUCUGUGUGUGGGGUUCGACAUUGAUGGUGAUGCACUGGAGAUAUUCAGAAGGAACACAGAGGAAUUUGAACUCACCGACAUAGAUUUGAUCCAGUGUGACAUGUGCACGAUGGCUAUUGAAUCUUACGCCAAAAAGUUUGACACUGUGAUAAUGAAUCCUCCAUUUGGCACAAAACACAACCAAGGCAUGGACAUGCAGUUUCUCAGGAAAGCGCUGACAAUGGCAGAGACAGCGGUAUACUCACUACACAAGACAUCAACGCGAGAACACAUACAGAAGAAGGCAACUGACUGGGGAGUCAAAAUGGAAGUAAUUGCAGAGCUGAGAUACGACUUGCCAGCAUCUUACAAGUUCCACAAAAAAAAAUCGGUUGACAUCAGGGUGGACUUUAUAAGAUUCUCCACAACAUGAAACUUCCAGUGGAAUGGAUUUAGUUCAUUUUAGGCUUUUUCAAUGUUCCUUUUCUAUCAAGUUAUUUUGAGUGAUGUUUUUUGUAUCUGCAAUCUAAGAUCCAUUUUCAGUUUUGACCACCUUUGCAGCUGGGGUGUGGCCGUCUGCGCCCUCCAGCGCUCGCUUUUUGGGGCUUGGAGCUCCUGGGAAAGAUCAAUCAAAUAAAGUCAGAUGAGACAUUCUACACACACACA
Molecule: messenger RNA, 1346 nt
Organism: Hypomesus transpacificus
Lineage: Eukaryota; Metazoa; Chordata; Actinopteri; Osmeriformes; Osmeridae
Gene: mettl5
Product: methyltransferase 5, N6-adenosine
Exons: 7
Coding region: 487-1113 (208 amino acids)
Biological process (GO): rRNA methylation
Molecular function (GO): rRNA (adenine-N6-)-methyltransferase activity; nucleic acid binding
Source: RefSeq, a predicted model, not a curated record